Messenger RNA from Trametes versicolor FP-101664 SS1, 1594 nucleotides. RefSeq names its product alpha2 tubulin. NCBI's taxonomy places the organism in Eukaryota, Fungi, Basidiomycota, Agaricomycetes, Polyporales, Polyporaceae. Bases 59 to 1405 code for a protein of 448 amino acids. The transcript is spliced from 9 exons. Gene Ontology annotation, molecular function: structural constituent of cytoskeleton; GTP binding. Gene Ontology annotation, cellular component: nucleus; cytoplasm; spindle. The record is from RefSeq and is a predicted model, not a curated record. Gene Ontology annotation, biological process: microtubule cytoskeleton organization; nuclear division; mitotic cell cycle.
CUGACCACCACCCUCCCCUCACCGAUCUCUCAUCCUCCCCUCAUCCGUCUCAGUCAAGAUGCGUGAAGUUAUCUCUCUCCAAGUCGGGCAGGCCGGUGUUCAGAUCGGUAACGCGUGUUGGGAACUUUACACGCUCGAGCACGGGUUGAACCCCGACGGUCGUCCCUCCGAGAACUCGAAGACCUAUAGCGAUAGCGGUUUCUCGACGUUUUUCUCCGAGACCGGUUCGGGCAAGUAUGUUCCGCGUUCGCUCUACGUCGAUCUUGAGCCUGGUGCAAUCGACGACGUCAAGACCGGUCCCUACCGCUCGCUGUUCCACCCUGAGACGAUGAUUUCUGGAAAGGAGGAUGCGGCCAACAACUACGCUCGCGGCCACUACACUGUCGGCAAGGAGCUCAUUGACCCCGUCAUGGACAAAAUCCGCCGUCUGGCGGACAACUGUAACGGUCUCCAGGGCUUCUUCGUUUUCCACUCGUUCGGCGGUGGAACUGGCUCUGGUUUCGGUGCUCUCCUCAUGGAGCGCCUGGCCAACGACUACGGCAAGAAGUCUAAGCUCGAGUUCUGCGUGUACCCCGCGCCCCAGCUGUCGAGCUCCAUCGUCGAGCCGUACAACUCCGUGCUGACGACUCACACGACUCUCGAGCACUCCGACUGCUCGUUCAUGGUCGACAACGAGGCGAUCUUCGAUAUUUGCAAGAACAGGCUCAACGUCUCGCAGCCCGGCUUCACGAACCUGAACCGCCUGAUCGCGCAGGUCGUGUCCUCGGUCACCGCGUCGCUCCGCUUCGACGGCUCCCUCAACGUCGACUUGAACGAGUUCCAGACCAACUUGGUGCCCUUCCCCCGUAUUCAUUUCCCCGUCGCUUCGUAUGCGCCCCUUCUCUCGGCCGACAAGGCUCACCACGAGCAGAACUCGGUGUCUGAGAUGACGUUCUCAUGCUUCGAGCCCGGCAACCAGAUGGUCAAGUGCGACCCCCGCGAGGGCAAGUACAUGGCGUGCUGCCUGCUCUACCGUGGCGAUGUUGUCCCCAAGGACACCUCCGCUGCCGUCGCGAGCAUCAAGACGAAGAAGACGAUCCAGUUCGUCGACUGGUGCUUGACCGGCUUCAAGCUCGGCAUCUGUAACGAGGCCGCUGCGUGCGUUCCUGGCGGUGACCUUGCCAAGACCACUCGCAGCCUUUGCAUGCUCUCGAACACGACUGCCAUCUCCGCGGCGUGGUCGCGUCUGGACUACAAGUUCGAUCUUCUGUACUCCAAGCGUGCCUUCGUUCACUGGUACGUCGGUGAGGGUAUGGAGGAGGGUGAGUUCUCCGAGGCCCGUGAGGAUCUCGCGGCUCUCGAGCGCGACUACCAGGAGGUCGGCACCGACUCCGGCGACGCCGAGGAGGAGGCGGGCGAGUACUAGAGGGUUCAAUCGCUGUAAUGUGUUUCGCUUUGCUUCAUACCAUAGCCUAUCACCUCGGCGGUCAAUGAGCACCCCUAAGUCUGGCUACAAUACCACGUUGUUUACGGUGCUGUCCUCUGUAUUCAUGUCGAAAGCUGCAGUGUUUACCAUAUAAGAUGAUUUUCAUCUGGAGAGGAUGGGAGAUAGUUC